CAGACGCGUCACUGCGCAUUCAACAUGGACCCGACGGUAAAGCGGUAGCGACGGACGCGUCUACAAGUCAUGUUUAUAUUCGCCUAUCACGACGCUUCAAUAUUCCAAAGGAAACACUCCGUUUGACCGGAGGAAACCUAAAAUGUAUGGCUUUCAAACUCUACCGCCCGUCCUUGGAUAAGUGACUGAUGAGAGACCGGUCAUGGCUGGAUUGAUCAAGAAACAGAUCCUGAAACACCUCUCCAGGUUUGCUAAGAACCUCUCCCCAGAUAAGAUUAAUCUGAGCACUCUGAAAGGGGAGGGCCAGCUUACCAACCUGGAGCUGGAUGAGGAGGUUUUGCAGAACAUGUUGGAUCUGCCCACCUGGCUCGCCAUUAAUAAAGUCUUCUGCAAUAAGGCCGCCAUCCGGAUCCCAUGGACCAAACUGAAGACUCAUCCAAUCUCUCUGUCUUUGGACAAAGUUGUCAUGGAGAUGAGCACCUGUGACGAGCCUCGCCCUCCCAACGGUCCAUCACCCAUUGCCACAGCCUCAGGUCAAAGUGAAUAUGGUUUUGCGGAGAAAGUGGUGGAGGGCAUCUCACUCUCUGUGAACUCCAUAGUGAUCCGCAUCAGCGCCAAAGCCUUUAAUGCCUCCUUCGAGCUCUCGCAGCUCCAGGUCCUCAGCGUCAACAACAGCUGGGACACUAGUGACCUGCGACGCACGCGUAUCCUGGACCCCACACGUGGAGAGAUCCUAACGUUUAAGGAAGUGAGCUGGCAGAUGAUCAGGAUUGAAGCAGAUGCUAUCCAGAACACAGAACAUGAGGUCAUCAGAGCCCCCAUACGCCUCAUCACCAACCAAUCAAAGAUCAGAGUCACUUUAAAGAGGAGGAUGAAAGACUGUAAUGUUGUUGCAUCAAAGCUGAUUCUGAUCCUGGAUGACCUGCUGUGGGUGCUGACGGACUCUCAGCUCAAGGCCAUGGUGCAGUAUGCUAAGUCUCUCAGUGAAGCCAUGGAGAAAUCAGCUGCACAGAGGAAGACAAUGCCCCCCGACACCACACAGGUAACACCGGCACCCCCUUCAGCCCAGCAGGUGCGCACACAGCAGGCUUCAGCCACAGCAGACCAGAGCGCUUCUAUGGAACGGCUCUUCAACUCUCAUGAUGUUCGUGAAACCUCACACCAUCUCCAAAUCACACACUUAGACCUGCAUAUUUGUGACGACACCAAUGCCAAGGACAGAGGAAUUAAUAAGAGAUUAGAUGGUGGCGCAAUGCAGGUGUCCUUCAGUUCUAUAACUGUAGACUAUUAUCCCUUCCACAAAGCUGGUGAGGGUUGUUUGCAUUGGAUGCAUUACAGCGAGGCCACGAAGUCUCGUGAGACCUGGGUCCGUUCUCUCCUGGAGGAGUUUAAGUCUAAUGUGGAUAUGCUCAAAAAUGUAGUCAGUGGCCAGUCCCAGAGCUCUCCUCAACAUGGAAAGAUCUCCACCAGCUCCAGCACUUCCUUCUCGCCUCCAUCUGCACCGAGAACCCAACUCAUGUCCAGCUCAAUUGUGCUACGGAUGGCAGAUUUCAGCAUCUAUCAGGUGUCUACAGCAGACCAGCCACGCUCCAGUCCUCAAAGCAUGAUAUCCUGCAAUAAGAAAACCCUUUAUCUCCCUCAAGAGAUGCCGGCCAUCCAUGCCGAAUUCACAGAGUACUACUUCCCGGAUGGCAAAGACUAUCCCAUCCCUUGUCCCAACCUGUAUGUGCAGUUGAACGCGCUACAGCUGGUGCUUGACCCGCGCAGUCUGGUUUGGCUCAAUCUGUUUGCACUGGACCUUCGUCAGAGCUUAGAACAAUUCAUGGAGCUGUACAAACUCAAUGACUCGCAGAAACCUGACGAACAUGUCGAUAUCAGAGUGGACGGCCUAAUGCUGAAGCUGGUGAUUCCUGCAGACCAGGAGAAGGCUCAGCCUGGCCAGCCUCGCUCUGUGUCGGUGCAGACCUCUGAGAUGGUGGCUACUAACACACGGCACUCUACCGGAUGCACACGAUCCAGCCUGGAAGCCCUUUUGCAGGCCUUCCAGGAGCAACCCUUCUUUACGUCCCUCUCUUCCUCCUUUCCUCAUGCCCAAAACUCCUCCUCUGUGCUCCAUCCGGUCUUCCAGCGGCAUGCUCAUGAGCAGGACACACGCGUUCAUGAUGUGUACCGGGGCCUCGCUCCACCAUCUCUCUCCACCAAGGCCCUCAAAACACCAGCAGCCACUGACUUGUGGGCUCUGCACUUCUCUCAGUUCUGGGUGGACUACGAGGGCUCACGCAGUGGGCGAGGUCGUCCGACACCUUGCGUGGACUCUUUCCCUCUGACUCUUUGGGUGUGCCACCCUUCCCGAUAUGCACAGCACAACGAGAGGCUCAGAGCGGGCGCAGUGUCGGGACUGUUGCCUCGCAGCGAGUCAGCAGAGAUUGCCAAUCGUCUGCAGAGGAAGAAACUUCUGAAGGAGUACUACGCCACUGAUGCGUGUCCAAGCAACAUGCCGAGCAAUGGUCUCCACAAACCACAAUCUCUAGACGGCCUAUUCAGUGACUCCUCUUCGUCUCUUUCCCUUGAUUCCUCGUCCAGUGAAGUAGACGUGCAGGUGCUAGUGCACGUUCAGAAGCACCUGAGUGCUCAGGUGAGCCAUGGGCAGUAUAUGUUCCUGCUCAGACUUCAGCAUACUGUGAAAUCUCUGCAGCGCACUUUACAGCAAGAUCUGGAGCAGUACGGCUCUAAGCUCCAGGGUCCCACACAACCCUUCAGCGCUUGCGUGGGCGUGCUCAUGAAAAGUGCAGAAGUUGCACUACUUUUAAAGCCUAUUCCCCAACCGGAUUUAAGCACCAGCCCCCUGGACUCUGAUGUCUCCCCCUCAGAAAGCAGGACGACUCUUGAAGCCGGGAGUGAGGUGGGCGAGGGACACGAGAUACCCUCAGCUGAAGGAGAGUGUACUCCAAAUGUAGAUCAGCUCCUUUUCGCUGGUACACAUGGCCUCAACGUAUCUCCUCUUCUUCCUUCCUCAUCCCCAUCUCCUGCUCUGAGAAAGGCGUCUAUGGAUGAGAGGAGUAGCGUGGCAUCUGGAGGGAGGGAGAAGGAAUUGAGAGAAGGAUCUCCUGAUGUAGAGGGCAGCAGAGCUGAAAUCAAAGGGCAACAGAGUGAAACGUCACAUGGUGGAAAUGCGGUAAUAGAUCCCGUCUCCGAAACUUCUUCCAGGGAGUGGAACGACAAGAGUCAUGGAGGCAGGCUGCCUCAGUCCAUAUCCAGGAAAGGCAGUUUAUCAGUGGUCUCUGACCUUUUAACCUCCACGCACAGCAGGUCUACCUCCUUAUAUUCCAUGUCCAACAUUGGUCGUUUGAUGCAGGGCAAAUCACAGUCGAGUUUCGCCGUGUCCUUUAAGAACAUGAAGAAAAGUCCUUCGCUGCAGUCUCUGGAUGAUCUCUCCAUAGACAGCUACUCACUGGAGGACUGUGAUAGCUACAGCCUGCUGGAGAGAGAUGAUGUAUCGAUCUCUGGCUUUAAGGACGCUCUAAGUGAACAGAUUUCCACAGAUGGGGCUAAUGUGAGUCUCGCUCAGGAGGCAGAUGAGGCCCAGUCACCUGACGCCAUCAGCGCAGCCUCACAGAGCAUAGACGAACCCACAAAAGACCUUGUGUCGGUGCUGAUUUUGAAGGUUCACUCGGUCUGCUGUUCUCUGGAUCUGAAGGGAGACGACACCGCAGUAGCUCUGGAGGUCGGGCGGAUCCGACCCAAUCAGCUCGGCAACGUCAGUUUGCGGCAGUAUCUUAGCAACCGCAGCCUGGGUUUAGUGUCUUCAGCAUCAGCCACUCAGAGUGGUGAAGGCUCUGGGUCAGGGUCUGACCCCAGCAUGGUGUUAUUAAAUCCAGAGGUGCAAGUAAGGCUGGAAAGUGGGCCGGGGGCUGCGGUUCACUCUCCUCUCGCAGAACAGAACGGCUUCCUUCAGUGUCGCCUACAGGCCUUCAGUGCCGACUUCCUCAUGACAUCACUGCGAAACCUCGCCCUCUUCCUGGGGGAUGACUCCGCCUCCCAGGUCCUCCCCAUGGAGAUCACCAUCAAAGACACACACGUGAACCUCAAGGAUGACGGUCCCCGUGACAAAGCGUCAGAGCCCGAAGCCACGCCCAUCGCCGUGCAUAUUCAUAAUCUGCUUAUCCAUCGUCAGGAUGACGGCUCAUUCAGCAUUGGAGGAGCUGAGCGUGCUGCGGACCCAAAGCUUCAGAAGGCGGGGCAUGUGAAUGACAGCAGGCUCAGUUCUGUCCCUGAAGUUCCUGUGGGUGUGGCCAGUGAGCCGAAAGCCACUCAGACUGCACCUCUGUCACGCACAAGCCCCACCCCCUCAAGUAGAGAACAGCUGCUCGUGGAGGAGAAUGAAUGUUUGAAACUGGAGCUGUCCAAAGCCAAGAUGGCGCUAGCGGAAGCCCAGAUGGAGAAAGACUCUCUCCAGCAUCAAAUGAAGAGUCUCAAACUCACCAGCGGGGGCAGCAACAGCUAGUGGCAGUGCAUGUGUGUGUGUGCAUACAGGACAGACACUCGCCACAGGGGGGCAGCAGAGUGCUUGGAGGGGCCCGGCGCCUUCAGAUAAAAAAUUCUCGAUUGGAGAAUGGUAUGUGUGGCGUGAGCUCUCACUUCACUUGGGAAUCAGACUUUAUAAUCAGUGGCAUCUGCUCUUAAAGAACAGUGUUCUUUACUAUAGUGUACACACAAACUUCAGAAUCAGAAAAAGUCAAGUAAAAAAAAAAACACACUUCAGAAAUUUCGCAUUCUCUUGAUGUUUUGUGGCUCUCUUCCUGUUUAUUAUUUCUUUGUGUCGGCGAGGUCUGCAGAUCAUCAUGGGAAAGUAAAGAGGUGAUAAAUGCACAUUCUUUAUCACUUUCUCUCUCUCUCUCUUUAACCAAUCAAACACAGUGUUGGAGCACAUUCCACCCUUGACCUUUAACCCCAGAACAGUCUGACACACUGUCAGGGUGUGUGAUGUUGAAUGUCAUAUCUUUGGAGGAAUGUCUUAAAAAGUUAAUUUGCACUGUGUCCGAACUCUUUUUGUUUAACAAGAACUAAACAAAUAUAUAUAUUUAGCAACUAAUAAAUUUGUGUUUAUGUAUAGUAAUUGUGAAAUACAAGAAUGUUUUUUUUUUUUGUUAAUGCGAUUCAAUUGGUGUAGGCACAAUUUUGUUUUGUUUUUAUGCCAGUGUCUCAAAAACGGGAAAAUGUUUUGGGGAUUAUUUAUGUUCACGAACACACUACACUGCUCCAGGAUUUGCAUUGCACAACUUAAUUUGUCUUACUACAAGAACAGAUGUGUUGAGGUUUGCAGAUAUCAGUUCAGUAUUUGUAACUAAAUGCAGUGUCAUUCUAUGUUUGUCUUUUUAGAUGAACAUUUGGACUGCAACAGUCAUAAUAGGAGAUUAAUGAUUAAUUUACAGGUGUUUAAUUUACUCUCAACUGAAUGUUUAGCCUUUGCUUUGUCACAUUGUUGAUCUGAUUACCAGCAUUUCUGCACAAAGAAAAAACAAAACAGAGCUGGAUGUUGGAGAACGGCUCAACAGAUGCAUUUGUGAGAAUGUCGGUUGGCUUUUCUUACGUACGCUUUAAAAGAGAAGAGCCUAUCUAGUUAUAUUGGGAUAUAAUGAAUGCAAAAAGGUCCUUUGCUCUCUCUCCAGCCCUUGUUUUCCCUCUCGACAGCGGCCUCUACAAGUGCCUGUGACUGCACACCUUCUCCAGAGGUUCUGCUCGAUUUCUUGUUCUCUAAAUGAAUGUUUUAACGCUCUUCACAACACAAGCUCCCAUCCUGAGAACAUUUUUUCAGAUGUUUGGACUUGAACAUUGAGAGCUGGAUGACAAACACCUGAUUGUAGAAAACCAAAACUUUUCUUUGGUAGUACUAGGCCUCGCCCCUAUAACACUAGCCCCGCCUCAAUAUGUAUCAGACACGCCUCUUAGAGAUGCACAAAUGAUGAACAAUGAUGCUCACUUAUGAAAUUAUGAUUUCUUGUUACUGUCAGAAGCUGCUGAAGUACUGAGACAUCUGAAAAUAAAGCUUAAAACAUUUUA
This is a messenger RNA of Pimephales promelas (fathead minnow), 6060 nucleotides long. It is a transcript of the gene bltp3b, whose product is annotated as bridge-like lipid transfer protein family member 3B. Lineage: Eukaryota; Metazoa; Chordata; Actinopteri; Cypriniformes; Leuciscidae. The record is from RefSeq and is a predicted model, not a curated record.